CAUAGCAGCAUUUGCAAAGACACCUCAAUGUUCUACAGAAAUCCCGAAGUAACGUACACGUUUCUAUAAAACCUCAAACUGACAUUAAUGGUGUGAAGGUAUGUGUAGCUCCCUCUGGUACAGUUUUCUGUCAUUUUAAACUCAGUGACAAUUUUUGUUCAAUGUGCCAGGUGAGAAAGAUCUACUCUACAAUGAGUUGGGUUUUUGGAGACUUCAGAAGGAAAUUGCACAUUUUGACCAUGAAGGCGUGUAAUGAAUACCUUUUGUGGCUUCUGGUAAAAUUUUGUUAUUUUCUCUGAAUUUAAUAAUUUACCAUCAAUUUCAGAGAGAUUUGGUGAUUGAAUUGCUAUUUUAACAGAUUCCAACCAUAAUAUUUUUAAAACAAUUUUAGUCUAAAUUUAAUCUGCUAUCAAAGCAAUGUAAGUGACUGUUUAUUGAGUGUUCAGUAAAAAUAGUCAUCCUUUUGGCUGUUUCCCUUUGUACACCUUUAAGGUAUGUAUGGUAUUUGUUGUUACUUUAAUGUAUUGUUUGUAAACUCCACCCUGGAACAAAAUAUUCUAUAAACCUGUUCUGUUUCUUCCUUUCCCAAUAGCGACGUUGGUCAAGCUACGUACUCUUUGUCUGAAAGCUUCAGUGGUAAAAGGUAACAAGUCAACGUUCAGAGAGAGAGAUUGUAUUGGAAGAAUGGAUUCCGAAAAGAAAUCUUUAAACCCAGAUGAUCACGAUCUAUAUUCUAAUCACACAAUGACUCCAAGCAUUCCUCAGGAAGCCCCUCCAUAUACUCCCCCAAUGCUAAAUACAGAGCCGAAGGUGAUCACAAUGCCUCCUCCUUACUCGCCAAAUGACAUCAACAUCGUGAAUACGGUGGUUGUGAAAAAGGCCGGUGGGGCUGGUCUGGCUAAACACUACAAUGAUUAUAUGGCGCUGUCCAUCAUCAUGCUCCUCUUUUUCUGUCUGCCCUUCGGAAUCGCUGCCCUUGUGUUUUCCUGCAAGGUAAUGUGGGUCUGUUGGGGUCAGAUUCAGUAUAAUAUUGUUUGUCAAGUGGGAAUAAUAACGUAAAUGUCAGUUAAAACAAGGUGGGGGUUUUGAUUAUAGAAAUCAUGUAAUAGAUAUGUAAGAAAAAUGUUUUAUAUAGAAAUUGUGUACGCAUUGAGUGUGGGAGAAAUAACGUCACUAUUAUUCACCAAUUCAAAUACAAAAAAAAGUAAAGUAAAAGUAAAUGAAGCAUCAAAGAUCACACGUUUCUUUCUGGGUGGAGGGUGGAGUGACUGACAGCCUUCGCAGCACCCGAAUGUUGCACUAUAAAGGCCAUGGUGUACCAGUAACAUUGCCAGGGUAAAAAAUGUAAAACAGACUUCAGCUCAAAAAUCAUUUGGUGACUUUUUCCAAAAGCCUCGACCUGCCCCCUCCUCAAACACCACCCUUUAACAUACCUCUUGACACACACACACAGUUACUUACAUAUAUACAAAUACACACAGAAAUGUAUAAAUACACACAGGCAAAAAUAAAGACACACACACAGUUACUUACAUAUAUACAAAUACACACAGAAAUGUAUAAACACACACAGGCAAAAAUAAAGACACACACACGAAUAGACACACAGGCACAGACUCAAACACACUGGCACACACAAACAGGUACAACGGACACAGACAAGCAUAGAAAGGCAUACAUGCACACUCACAGGCACAGACAGCCAGGUGCAUACAGACACAAACAGACACAGUAAUUUACAAAUAAUCAGACACAGACAAAAUACAGGCACAUGCAGACACAGAUAUACAGGCGUUCACAGAAAAACACAAACAGGCACAUUUAGAUACAGGCAGAUACAACAAAAGCACAAACAGGUACAUAUAGACAAAUACAGGUACACUCAGGCAUAGAGAGACAGAAGCAGAAAGACAGAGACAGUUACACUUAGGAAGAAAGACAGGCACAUACAGACACACACAGACACAAAGAAGCACAAACAGAUACAAACACGCACAGGCAGAUACAAAAGGUCACAGACAGUUACACACAGACAAAAACACAAACAUACUGCUACAGACAGACAGAAAAAGGACCAAGCAGAAAGAGACAGGUACACUCAGGUACAAAAAGACACAAAUGGAUAUAAUCUGACACACACAGAGAAAACCAGGUACACACAGGCACAGACUGAGACAAGCACAAACAGACACAGAAAGGUACACCCAGACUCACACAUGAAUAGAGAAAUGACGACAGACACACAGAUAAGGUAGUAAUGAAUGAUGAACACAACCAACUAAGAUAAAAAGCACUUUAUUAUACUGGUACAAAAAUCACAGGUAUCAGCAAAUAUCGAACUGCAAAUCUCGGUAUAAAUAUAUCACAUAUAUACAAUCAAUAUGAGGACUAUAACCCAAUCAGAAGAUAAAACUAACCACUCCUGGAGAUGCCGACUAAAUAGUACCAAUCCAGAUACAAAAGAGAAUGGAUACCUGUAAACAAAUGUUCACCAAAUAAUACAUACCAGAAACAACUGAACCUAUCAAAGUGAAUGAGAGGAGGGUGAAAAAGUCACAGAAUAGCCCCCAACAUUUUGGCGUGUAUGCUUGUAUGCUCCCUUGAAAAGGCGUACACCCCGAAACAUUGGGGGCUAUGCAGGUCUGCCCCUUUGCGAGGAUCCAGUGAUGCAGUUUGCAACCCUGGACUGCCCCUUUUUACCUCACUUAGUGGUGUCCCGAUUCACAGGAUCCCGAUGGUGGGGGCUAGGAAUUCGCUCUUAAGUAAUUAACCCUGUAAUAUAAAUUUUAAAAAAUCUUUUGCUUUUUUACUCUUACAGAUGCGAAAAUCUAUGCAGCGUGCGGACAUGAUUUCAGCAGAGAAGGAAUCGCGCAUUGCGUUCAUACUGAACAUGGUGGCCCUCACCCUGGGACUCCUGGCACACGCAACCUGGAUUGGCCUUCUCAUACAUGCAGUGAUAGCCGCCAAGUGCUCGCCGCAAGGGGCCAGUUAUGAGUCAUUCCAAAAUGGAAUGAAUCAUGAAUUCAACCAUGAGCAUCAUGAAGGCUGAUUGGUUUAUUAAAUAUUCAUUAAUAAUUGUAAAACCACGCAUAUUGAUUAAUCAGUCACUUAUAAUUGACCUGUACUCUUACAAACUAUGUCUCUGACUGUUCUGACAGUUUCUGAAACCAUUCUUGGCCUUCCAAAUGAAGGCUGGGCGACUGUCUCGUUAUCUGUAUCAACGAGCACCUACUUACAAAUACACGUCUGUGCAUUAAUCUAAUCCCACUUUCCGAAUAAAGAUUUGACAUAUUUGCAACAGCAUACAAACAA
Messenger RNA from Pelobates cultripes (western spadefoot toad), 3312 nucleotides. NCBI's taxonomy places the organism in Eukaryota, Metazoa, Chordata, Amphibia, Anura, Pelobatidae. The record is from the annotation of a GenBank genome assembly.